Messenger RNA from Zingiber officinale, 1463 nucleotides. RefSeq names its product formamidopyrimidine-DNA glycosylase-like. Gene Ontology annotation, biological process: base-excision repair. Lineage: Eukaryota; Viridiplantae; Streptophyta; Magnoliopsida; Zingiberales; Zingiberaceae. Gene Ontology annotation, cellular component: nucleus. The transcript is spliced from 9 exons. Gene Ontology annotation, molecular function: zinc ion binding; DNA-(apurinic or apyrimidinic site) endonuclease activity; oxidized purine nucleobase lesion DNA N-glycosylase activity. The record is from RefSeq and is a predicted model, not a curated record. Bases 182 to 991 code for a protein of 269 amino acids.
GUACACGGACUAUGAUACCGCAGAUAUUCAGAUGGUCACCGGAUAAUCAAUUGAGUUUUUUUUUUCCGCCUUAUACCACCAACACUGAACUGGGUGACUGACUGUCAGCGGCGCGGUGAGGUAAUCACCAUUUGUUCCGCUUAAGGCACCGACAGGCGAAGCGCGAUAUAGCGAGGGAGAGAUGCCAGAACUACCGGAGGUGGAGGCAGCGCGACGGGCGAUCGAGGAGCACUGCGCCGGGAAGAGGAUCUGCGAGUGCUCAGUGGCGGACGAUCCUAAGGUCAUCGACGGAGUCUCGGCGUCCGAGCUUGAGGUGACCCUCGUCGGCAAAACCAUCGUCGCCGCCCUUCGUAAGGGCAAGAACCUAUGGCUACGCCUCGACUCACCGCCAUUCCCCUCUUUCCAUUUUGGAAUGACGGGCGCCAUUUGUAUCAAAGGCGUCGCUGUAACUAAAUACGUGAGGUCUUCGGUAAGUGACUCCGAUGAGUGGCCUUUAAAGUACUCAAAGGUGUUUGUUAAACUAGAUGAUAGCGUGGAGUUCUGUUUUACUGAUAAGAGACGUUUUGCCCGGGUUCGCUUGCUUAAAGAUCCACAAUCUGUACCUCCAAUUUCUGAGCUAGGCCCUGAUGCCCUGUUGGAGCUUGUGCCAGUUGAUGAGUUUGUGGAGUCCCUUAGCAAAAAGAAGAUUGCAAUAAAAGCUCUCUUACUUGAUCAGGGCUUUAUUUCAGGCAUUGGGAAUUGGAUUGCAGAUGAAGUUCUUUACCAGGCAAAGAUUCAUCCCCUUCAAAUUGCUUCAAGCUUGACCAAAGAGAGUUGCAAGUCAUUACACAAAUGCAUCAGAGAGGUUAUCAAACAUGCGGUUGAAGUUGAUGCAAACUCCAGCUACUUUCCAAAAGAAUGGUUGUUUCAUUUGCGUUGGGGCAAAAAGUCUGGCAAAAUCAAUGUCAUUCCCCCAUUGUGCAGAGAAAGUUGGAGAGCAUUUCAGCUUUAAAGAGUGUCCUGAAGCAUCAGUUUGUACUUUGAGUUAUUCAGUUUUAUGCACUUGCCGGGUGCCUCUUCCUAAGUUUGUUAUAAGUGGAUUAAAGCUCAUUAAAAUAAUCAGUGAUAGUGAACAGUUAUGGAGUUUACAAAAACCCAAAUAAUGAUAUGCUAGUUACAAGUUUGCAGCGGGUAUACAUGAUGAUAAUGUGGUUCAUUUUCAGUCUUUUUUUUUAUUUAACUGCUUUGGUUACUCUAAUCAAUCCUUGAAUUCUUUGCUAAACAAAUUUAGCAUCUCAUUAAAAUUUUAGAAGCGUAUUGUAAUGUUUUCCUCUAUUUUUCCUAUUAUGAGGAUAUAUUUUACGCUUUUGUUUGGAUGUUUUUCAAUUAUUAGUGGCAUGCCCUCACAUCGAUCCACAGAAAUAAAAUAUGCAAAGUUUCAUGUUAGACUAAUUAUGAAUCAUUAAGUAACGCCACCUUCUAUU